AUGGCUUCAACCACCAGGAAACCAUUCCCUCACGGAAUCCACGUUCCCAGCUUAACAUGGUUCCAGGACACUCCAGCACAAGAAAUUGACUGGGUGGUUCAAAAGAAGCACUUUGAGUUCCUGGUCCGGUCCGUUGUUAUUGCCGGCACCAACGGUGAAGCAGUAACCCUCUCAGCUCAAGAAAAGCGCCAACUGGUCCAGACCGCCCGGGAGAUUGCCACAAACCUCAGCCAACCCCAACUCCCCAUCACGCUCGGCUGCGGAGGUCAGACCACGCAGCAGGUGAUCGCCGAGACGCAGCUGGCCGCCGAAGCCGGCGCCGACUACGCCCUGGUCCUCGUCCCCAGCUACUUCCACUUUGCCAUGACCGAGGCGGCCAUCGUAACCUUCUUCCGGGAACUCGCCGACGCCAGCCCCGUGCCCGUGAUAAUCUACAACUUCCCCGGCGUCGUGGCCGGCCUGGACGUCAACUCGGAGAUGCUGGCGGCGCUGGGCCAGCACCCCAACAUCAUAGGCGUCAAGCUGACGUGCGGCGGCAUCGCCAAGGUGGCGCGCGUGUCGGCGCAGUUCGCGCCCGACGACUUCUUCACCCUCGCCGGCCAGAGCGACUGGUUGGUCCCGGCCAUGGCGGUCGGCAGCGUCGGCAGCAUCACGGGCGUCGCAAACCUCUACCCCAGGUGCUGCGUUCGCAUCUUUGAGCUGUUCAGGGACGGCAGGACGAAAGAGGCGGAAGAGGCCCAGCUAGAGCUGGCCAAGAUGGAGUGGGGGUUCGGCAAGGGCGGCAUCAACGGGACGAAGUUCAUCGUCGCCAAGUUGAGGGGCUACCCGCUCGAGAGCAGUCACUGCCGCAGGCCGUAUCCGCGGUACGAGAGUGAGGAGAAGAAGGAGUGGAUCGAGGGGGUUGUGAGGCCGUUGGAGGUGACGGAGAAGGGGAUCAACAAGCAUUAUUAA
This is a messenger RNA of Pyricularia grisea, 951 nucleotides long. RefSeq lists its product as uncharacterized. Lineage: Eukaryota; Fungi; Ascomycota; Sordariomycetes; Magnaporthales; Pyriculariaceae. Bases 1 to 951 code for a protein of 316 amino acids. The transcript is spliced from 2 exons. Gene Ontology annotation, molecular function: 4-hydroxy-tetrahydrodipicolinate synthase activity. The record is from RefSeq and is a predicted model, not a curated record.